AUGGCCAGAGGACAGCCUCGUUCAACACCGCCGCAAACCAACCCACCCCCCGCCGAUGUCGACAUGACGGACGUCAUGAACCCCGCUAGCCAGGAUGAGGACGUCCGCCCGGUAGACCGUACACCGACCAGUAACCCCUCGUCGACUUUGCCGCUGCUUUACGAUCUCGACGCCCUGGCCCAAAUCCCGCAGGGAGAGUUCACCAAGGACGUUCCGCCCGCGCCGAUAGGGGAGUUCACGAAACCACGCAAAACGUCGACGCCGACGGAUGCAGGGGAGGCCGGGCCGUCGUCUGUGCCGGACGGAUCGGGCGACCAGGAUGAGGACGAUUAUUCAUCGGCGAGCGACGAGGACGACGAAGACGACCCGCGGCCCCGACGUGGUGCAGGUCCGCGCACAUUGGAAGAAAAACUCAGGGGGGAACGUGCGUUCAUAGAGGAACUGUUGGACGAGAACGAGCUUGAGGAUCUGCUGCACACGUCGGUCCCUCGAGAAAUGUGGAAGGCGGCCGACUUCGUAGAGGAAGAUAUGGUGUACGCGUGCGUCGACGUGCUCGUGAUGGAGGCAAUGCGCCACCUGAAAACCAUAGAGGCCAAGAGCACGCUCAAGUCCUACACCUCAUGGAUAUACGACUACAAAAGGUGGACGGCGAAGAUGCUUAAAAAAAUUGGCGACAAACUGCCGACAGCAGAACAAAUGAGGCACGUCGACGAGAUAGGGCACUGGACACACAACAACAAGAGCAAGGAUUGGGACAACGAGAAGGUGGUCAAGCGGAAGCACAUAUGGCUGCACGGCCCCCGGGUCACUAGUACGCGACUGCGCGCCUACAUCAAGUUCAUGAGGCGGGAGUACAAGAUCGACGCCGACACGAACGAGCCAGUGCGAGCCUACACGGUGCACAUGAUCCUCGGCCGCAUCAAGGCCUGCCAGAUGGCGGCGAGGGUGGAGGCGACGCUCUUCAAGGAGAAGGAGUUGGGCAUCAUGCGGGAAAUCUCGGUGGUCCGGUCGGAGGUGCUCACGCUGCUCUCCCACCACAGCCUCAUGCGCGGUGCAAGCAUACGCGAGAUAACGCUCCCCGACAUCUUCCUGUACCGACUGGCGAGCACCUCGUCGGUGAACCCGGAUAACCAGCCGGUCGUCAUGGUGGUCGCCGCGCGGAACUCGAAGACGUCGAAGGAUGCGCGUCUUCAACAGAGCUACGCGGCGCGGCACCUAGAAGCGGAGUUGUGCGCCGUCGGCGAGACCGGGCUGUGGUUACACUUCGUCCUCGACCAGAUCGGCCAGUUUCACGGAGUCGACCUCAUUCCGCCGGUCGACACCAGCACACGCGAGCUCUGGUACAAGAAGCACCUGUUCUUCGCCCGCAACGACCCCGAGCAGGGCGAACUCUCAGCUCCCAGCCACCAGCGAUGGACGAGGCAGAUGUGGAAGACGAACGGGGUGUUCUGCAAGCGGAACGUCCAUGCCGCUCGGGCGGGCGGGGCGCAGGAGUUGGCCAUCCAAGGUACGCCUCGCGCCGAGAUAGCCGAGCUGGGUCACUGGGCUCUCGACAAGAUGACUCGAGCCUACAUCACGUCCAUUCCCGUCGGCGUGGUGAUGAAGAAGGCCGGCUAUUCGGGAUUCACGCAGGACUACUUCUUGGGUCGCAGUAGGGUGGAACCGGGAGACGAACUCCUCGCUCUCAUCGCCGAGCACAUCUUCCCCGACGUCGACGACCUCCUCAACAAGGCAGAAGAACUCGCGAAGAAGGGGUCCGACGCCGACGUUGCGGCCGUGCAUUUCUGGCGCACCCUUCUGAUGUUCCGCCGCAUUGUCGCCGAGGACCUCGCGGUGAAACUCGUCCGCACCCCUUGGCACCCGUACAUCCAGUAUUCCAAGCUCUGCCGGAUUCCCCUCUUCCAGCACUGGGCGAAGAGGGUCGAGAAUACCGACACCGACACCAUAAAAAAGCGGCAAGAUCCAACCCUCAUCCAGCCAGAGGCGCCGCCAGCUGCUAACGACCAGUCGCCGAGCGACGGUGGCUCCGCGGAGUCGGCAAGCAGGGGUGGAGGAGCCAACAAACCCAAUAAACCCCCACAGACGGUCGAGGAGGCUACCUACGAGCUGAACGUAGUGCAGCCUUGGCGGACUGCAACGACCGUCAAGGACGCGUGGCGCCUCUGGACCUCGUGCACCAGCGCCGACACCCGUCGUCUGUGCGACAGGUUCAGGGAGCCGGGAUUCGUCGACCGCCACACCCUCCUCGACGGAGCCUCGCAGGGAGCACACGGGAAGAGGGUGCGCCGCAUGAUGAAGGUCAUCGAUGCGGUGCGCCAGCUUCGCAGGAGCGACGGCGAAGCCGACACGGAAGCCACCGUCGACGCGCUUAACAAGAUAGCGGCGCCUGGCAUUGGGACCUUCGCGGAUGCCCUCACGGUGCUCAACGCGGACGCCGUAGCGACCUAUGCUGGGCAGGGUAAGGGCGUCAAAGGGCUCGGCAAGACGGAAUUUUCCAAGCUUCGUGUCGCCUGUGCGUUCGUGGCGCGCGGGCUCAAGCCCGAAACGUGGGUCGCCGACCUGUUCCCGGACACCUGGGUUGAGCAGAUGAAGAAGACGUUGGCCGACCUGGCCCGCGAAAACGACGCCGGGCAGCUGCCUCCGACCAAUAAGUCGACCAAGCGCAAGAAAACCGCUUGA
This is a messenger RNA of Closterium sp. NIES-65, 2679 nucleotides long. Lineage: Eukaryota; Viridiplantae; Streptophyta; Zygnematophyceae; Desmidiales; Closteriaceae. The record is from the annotation of a GenBank genome assembly.